Arctia plantaginis is the source of this 687-nucleotide messenger RNA. Lineage: Eukaryota; Metazoa; Arthropoda; Insecta; Lepidoptera; Erebidae. The record is from the annotation of a GenBank genome assembly.
AUGAAGAUUUGGACCUCAGAACACACUUUCAACCAUCCGUGGGAGACGGUUGCACAAGCAGCAUGGCGAAAAUACCCAAAUCCUAUGAACCCUGCAGUAAUUGGCACAGAUGUAAUCGAAAGAAAGGUUGUUGAUGGAGUUUUAGUCACACAUAGACUCGUCAGUUCAAAGUGGUUUUUUCCAAGAUGGGCACAAGCACUUAUAGGAACAGCAAAAAUAUGCUAUGCUAGUGAAAGGUCAGAAGUAAAUCCUAAUGAACGAGAAAUGACUUUAAAAACCACUAAUUUGACAUUUUGUCACUAUAUAGCUGUUGAUGAAACAGUACGAUAUACACCAGACCCAUCAGACACAUCUAAAACUUUACUAAAACAGGAAGCAGUAGUCACAGUACAGGGCGUACCACUUAGUAACUACAUGGAAGAUUUACUAGCAAAUAAAAUAUCAUUAAAUGCCGGUAAAGGACGACAGGCUAUAGAAUGGGUCAUAGGAAAAAUAGAUGCAGAAAUUAAAGAACUUGCUAGUACAGCAUGUAAAAGCACAGAUGAACUCUUAUCACAGACAAAGAAAUCUCUGGAUGACAUCACUUCAACAGCCAGGAGAUCAAUGGACGACAUAUCAUCAAAAGCGAAAAGAUCUCUUGAUGAUAUAGAAAAAUUCACUACUGCUAAUGCAAACCAAAGGAGCUGA